Aspergillus wentii DTO 134E9 is the source of this 1278-nucleotide messenger RNA. RefSeq lists its product as uncharacterized. Gene Ontology annotation, molecular function: O-methyltransferase activity. Lineage: Eukaryota; Fungi; Ascomycota; Eurotiomycetes; Eurotiales; Aspergillaceae. The coding region runs from base 19 to 1236 and encodes 405 amino acids. The record is from RefSeq and is a predicted model, not a curated record. The transcript is spliced from 4 exons.
CAGCCGAGACCUGGAGUCAUGGGAUCGUUUACAAACAAAGAAGUCGAGAUCGACAAUGUCAUUUCUGGGCUGUCUCAGAUAAGAGAUGACCUGGUGGAUGGGUGCGACAUUACCCCAGAGCAGCGGAAACAGCUGAUAGAGGUCUGUGACGAUGUAUCCUCACGAUCGAAGCCCAGGAAGUUGGAGUUUCAGUUGAUCGAAACUACGGCCGUGCGAAUCGCUAUCGACUUGAAGAUAUUCGAGCUUGCUUGUAGCGGCAGCAAGAAGGAGUUCACCCUGAAUGAGUUUGCUUCGAAUGGCAAUGCUGAUCCUGUUCUCGUUGAACGGAUCAUGCGAUCUCUGGUCGUGACUGGUCUCUUCAGCGCUACAUCCCGAAAUACAUACAAAGCAAACGACAGUGUCAGAAAUCUAGGACCCGACGGAUCCAUGAAAGACAUGGUUAUCUUUGUUCACGACGCAACGGCCUUUGUGAGCCUCAAGCUGCCUGAAUUCCUAGCAAAAACAAAUUACCAGAACCCGAAUGACGCCGACUACUGUCCCUUUCAGUUUGCAUUCAACACUCCAGACCGUUUCUACACGUGGCUCCAGAAACGUCCUACCCUAUACUCCGCUUUCUGUGGGAUGAUGAAGUGCACCGAGGAUCAGGGCAUCCGAUGGCCGGAUAUGUUUCCCGCCGAGGAGCGUUUCACAUCUUUCCGGGGACCAAGUGCUAAAGAGACCCUGCGGCUUGUGGAUAUUGCUGGAGGGACGGGCCAUAAUCUGCAGUAUCUCCUCGAUAAGAUCCCCGAUCUGCGGAUAGAGCCCACUUUACAGGAUCUUCCCGAAGUGUUGCAGAAUAAGCCCGCCGACCUACAUCCCACGAUUCACGUUAUGCCGCACAACUUCUUUGAGCCGCAGCCUGUCAAAGGAGCUCAUGUUUAUGUUCUGAGACGCAUACUGCACAACUGGCCAGACAAAGAGUGUCGAAAAAUUCUAGGCCAUGUCAGAGAUGCUAUGGACAGUCAUUCCAUCCUACUUAUUGGAGAUAAGGUCUUCCCUGAUGGCGCAGCGGAGAUAAACCCGGCGGAUGUGACAAUGGACAUGGUCAUGAUGAUGCUGUUUGGGUCGAUCGAGCGGACGGAGAGUCAGUCCAGGGAAUUGCUGGCAUCGGCUGGACUAGAUCUAGUCAGGAUCUGGAGAGUAAGGGGUGAGGCGAGAGAUGAGGAGGGCGUGUUGGAGGUGGUCAAACGAGGAUGAUACGUAUGAGACUGUCAAACCAAUUGUUCUUUGUGGCUGGAG